Messenger RNA from Podarcis raffonei (Aeolian wall lizard), 3416 nucleotides. It is a transcript of the gene SLC4A11, whose product is annotated as solute carrier family 4 member 11. Bases 525 to 3032 code for a protein of 835 amino acids. The transcript has 20 exons. Lineage: Eukaryota; Metazoa; Chordata; Lepidosauria; Squamata; Lacertidae. Gene Ontology annotation, biological process: monoatomic ion homeostasis; monoatomic anion transport; transmembrane transport. The record is from RefSeq and is a predicted model, not a curated record. Gene Ontology annotation, molecular function: solute:inorganic anion antiporter activity. Gene Ontology annotation, cellular component: plasma membrane; basolateral plasma membrane.
UCCAGCAAAGUGCAGAGGCAGGCAGUGUCGUCUAGGGAAGGAGGGAGAGUCCAGGUUCCCGGACUAAUUCGCUGUGCCGCGGAAUGCAAAUUUGCAAGGAAUUAGCUUCGCGAAUCCUCCUGGCACCUUUUGGCUUGGGAAGCCGUUUUCUAAAGACCUCUGCGGACGGAGGCAUCAUCUCUCUGCCUCUCUCUAAACUGGAUUUGAGGCUUGCCUUUCUGCAAUCUGACGGGUCCGUUCUCUUUUUCCCACCCAUCCGCCGCUCUCCAAUUGGAAUCGAGUUGGGGGGGGGGAGGAGAAGAGAUGCCCAGGCUUGAUUGAUAUUAAUAUUGAAGCCACGGCUGGGACCACGAGCUACUCCCUUGCCUGGCCACCUGGGUGCAAACUGUCACCGGAGGAACAAGUGUUGCUGGCUGGAGCCUUUAAGGGGAAGGAGAUCUGCAAAGGCGAGAGAGACCAGUCUUCCCUUUUGGGUCUACAGCAUCUCCCUUUAAAGUUGCAGCCUAGAAAGCCCACCGGCAGCGAUGUCCAGGAACGGCUACUUCUUCGAAGAAACAGGCUACCUUAAGUGCGAUACGGACGAUGGCUGUGAGAACAAAGAAGAAGUCGGGGGUGAAGAACUUUUUGACACCGUCAAUUCCUCGAUCGUCUCCGGGGACAGCAUCAGGUUCUUUGUGAAUGUCAACUUGGAUGUACAGCAGAACGUUACAGCAGAAAGCGAAGGCGCUGGGUGCGUUUUAUUACACACAUCAAGAAAAUACCUAAAGUUAAAGAAUUUCGAGGAAGAAGUCCGAGCUCACCGCGACCUCGACGGGUUCCUCGCCAGAGCCAGCAUCAUCCUGGACGAGACGGCAACCUCUCUGGACGACGUCCUGCGGGAGAUGCUGAAACACUUUGCGGAGGACUCUGACAACGCGGAGCCCAGCUGCAACUUUGACAAAAUCAUGAGCACUUUAUUCACCGAUUCGGGGGCCCCCAGAGAAGGGAAUGUUCACCUCUUGUCAGAUACAAUUCAGGGCGUCACAGCGACAGUCACUGGGGUACAGUAUCAACAGUCCUGGCUUUGUAUCAUUUGCACUAUAAAAUCCCUUCAGCGUCGCCAUGUUUGCAUCAGCCGCCUCGAAAGGCCUCAGAACUGGGGGGAAAACUCCUGCGAAGUGCGAUUCGUCAUUCUGGUCCUUGCUCCUCCGAAAAUGAAAAGUACCAAAACUGCAACCGAAGUGGGCCGGACAUUUGCCACAAUGUUCUCAGAUAUAACCUUCCGGCAGAAGCUUCUAGAAACGAAAACGGAGGAAGAGUUCAAGGAGGCUUUGGUUCACCAACGUCAUCUGCUGACCGUCGUGAACCAGAGGCCAUCAGCAAUGGCCGACGGGCACAUAGUACACAACCACAAGCCUCUCAAGCUCCACGAGUUCUUCAAUGUUGGCAAGGGAAUUUUUGAUGACAUCGCACGAAGGUUUCCAGUGUACGCGCUGGACUUUACUGAUGGCAUCAUCGGCAACAACAAAGCCAUAGGCAAAUACAUCACCACCAUGAUCUUUCUGUACUUCGCCUGCCUCCUGCCUUCCAUCGCUUUUGGCUCCCUCAACGACGAAAACACGGACGGAGUCAUUGAUGUGCAGAAAACCAUCGUUGGCCAGUGCAUUGGUGGUCUGCUCUAUGCGCUGUUCUCAGGCCAGCCGCUUGUGGUGCUGUUGACGACGGCUCCUUUAGCGCUCUACAUCAAUGUUAUCAAAGGGAUCUGCACUGACUACAACUUGGAAUUUCGCGCUUUCUACGCCUGGGUGGGACUCUGGAACAGUUUCUUCCUGAUGCUCUACUCCCUUUUCAAUUUCAGUCUUGUAAUGAAACUCUUCAAAAGGUCGACGGAAGAAAUCAUUGCACUUUUUAUCUCCAUCACAUUUGUCCUUGAUGCUCUCAAGGGCAUAACGAAAGUUUUUACAAAGUACUACCAUUUCCCGAGAGUGCACAGCACACCGAUUGAUAACACCACCUUCUUCUUGAACAUGUCAGCUGAGCGCUCGGCACUGGGGAACCAGACGGACGCCCCCCCUGCCGCUACGCCGUAUGGGCGAGAGACGGCCGUUCUUAGUCUCAUGCUGAUGCUGGGAACCCUUUGGCUCGGUCACACGCUGUAUCAGUUUAAGAAAAGCCCUUAUUUGCACGCCAGAGUCCGCGAAAUCCUGUCCGACUGUGCCUUGCCCAUUUCUGUCCUAACCUUUUCCGCCGUGGGGUCUUAUUUCUUCAAGGAAAUAACAAUGUCUAAGUUUAAUUACAACCCAUCGGAGAGCUUGUUCGUGUUGGCCCCCCUCCUAGAGCUCUCCAUUGGCUCCGUUAUGAGUGCGAUGGGCCUGGGGUUCCUGCUCUCCAUGCUUUUCUUCAUCGAGCAAAAUAUAGUGGCAUCACUCACAAACGCCCCGGAAAACAGGUUAGUGAAGGGAACAGCUUAUCACUGGGACCUCCUGCUUGUGGCUCUGAUCAACAUAGGGCUCUCCAUCUUUGGGCUGCCAUGGAUCCACGCUGCGUUCCCCCACUCGCCGAUGCACGUCCGAGCACUGGCCUACGUGGAGGAGAGGGUGGAGAAUGGGCACAUCUAUGAGACGAUCGUGAGUGUGAAGGAGACCCGGCUGACCACCCUGGUAGCCAACUUCCUGGUGGGCCUCUCCCUGCUGCUCCUGCCUUUCCCGCUGCAGCUGAUCCCAAAGCCCGUCCUCUACGGCCUGUUCCUCUACAUCGCCCUGACCUCCAUCGAUGGGAACCAGCUCUUUGAGAGGGUCGCCCUCCUGCUGAAAGAGCAGACGGCCUACCCUCCGACGCAUUACAUCCGCCGGGUGCCCCAGAGGAAGAUCCACUACUUCACGGGUCUGCAGGUCCUCCAGCUCCUCAUCCUUUGUGGAUUUGGGAUGUCUCCCCUGCCCUACAUGAAGAUGAUCUUCCCCCUCAUCAUGAUCGGAAUGGUCCCUAUCAGGUAUAACUUGCUCCCAAGGAUCAUUGAAGCGAAAUACUUGGACGCAAUGGAUGCUGAGCACUAGGGGAAGACGCAGCCUUGUUUCCCUUGCAUCAGCCAGCGGGCUUCUAUCUUUUUCAAACAGAAAGGAAGCUGACAUCUGGCUGGGCGACUCGCCGGACCUUUGGUUUGGUCCCCGAACCUCUCGUGACUUGAUUUUUGUACUCCUGCACAACUGACUACCCAAAGGCAUGUUGCUAGAGACCAACCAAGUGCCCAGAUUUCAGGGGUGGGGGGUUUGGGGUGGGGUGGGGUGGGGGAACCAGCGCUCUUUGAAGCUGGAGCGGCAAGUGUGCUUUACGGAAACCCCAAAGACAAAAGUUUGGCAAUGCGUCUCCCCGCUUCUUUGUUUAAGGGAAGGACAGCGCCGUUUUUAUAGACAUUUUUGACACACACACACACACACACA